AUGGUCCAUGCACCCAAGCGGAAAUCUGAAACUGCAACAAAAGAACCCAAAAAUGUCAGACCAAAAGAUAAAAAGACUGAGCCAAGUUCUGUUGAAGCUAAAAAGGGGACUAAAAACAAAGUGAAUUCGCGCCAACCCAAGAAAAUUGUUAAACCUUCUGACAAAGGAAAUGACCCCAGGAGCAAGACCAACACAAGAGAAGCAGCAAAGUCCAGGGGGUCCAAACUAAACCCCUCCACAAAAGCAGAGCACAAGAGGAGCGACAAAGAGUCUGAAGAUGAGAGCAAUGAUGCAACAGAGAGCGGUGACGGAAGCUCAGAGGAGGCUACAGAACCCGAGCUUGAGAAACGGCAGGAGGAGAAGGAGCUCAGCAGUGAGGAGAGCGGCCAUCACGACAUUGCACCUACAACCGAGCAAGAAUCUGAAGCAAAAAGUGACUCCGACAGAUCUGCCAGCGAGACUGACAAAGAACAACGCCUCAAACCCUCAAGCAAACGACAAAACAAGCAGGACGCGGUCAGUACGGAGUCUGCAGGCUCUGAUGGAAGCGACCAAGAACUAGUCAAGAAACCAGCGGUCAGACCUCGCCGGAGAACCAACCCGAAAACAUCUUCCAAGUCGGUGCAUGUACGAGGCAAGAAGAUGGUCAAGAAAAACAAGGCGGACAAGGAGGCAGAGAAACAGGAGAAGCGUUUAGCAAAAGCAGAAAAGCAGAGACUGGAGAAGGAGGCCAAGCUUAAGGCAAAAGAAGAAAAGAAAAACCAAAAGAUUCUGAAAAAGCAAGAUAAAGCGAAGAGUAGAAAACAAGAUGGUGGACAAUCAAAGAGGACGGACAACACUGAGGAGACUGGGCCUGCUGAGGAUAGCACGGAUAACGCUAGCGAGGAAGAAGAAGAAACGCUGGAGCCAAGUCUGUCCGCAGCCAUCCAGGGACAAGAUCGAGUGAUGUUGCUGAAAAACAAAAGUAAAAACCUGCAAACCCUUCUGGAGUCUGGGGGGAAAGAAGAAGAUGAAACCGAGGCGAGUCCAGAUCAGAGCUUUCUCCUGAAAAAGGCCCAGAUGAAGGCACUGCAGAAAAAGACCAACUUGAUGCUGAACAAAUGUAAACUCGGAGAGGAACUGUCUCCCGCCAAAGCUGCAGAUCGAGAACUCGAAACCAGCAAAGUCUCAAAACAAUUGCUAUCAGGGAAAAAGGGGAUGACGACGCUGAACAAAAUGUCUGGUUGGAUUCAGAAGAAAAUGCACAAAGGUUGUAAUUUACGCACAAAGAUUUCGGUUUGGGCCAAAGCUAUCGGGUUGUCUCGUUGGCUUUCAGCUCAGGCAGGGAAGCGAAAGCAAAGUAGCGGGAAAAAGAAAAGCAAUCUGUUCAAACACACGAUGGCCGUCAAAGCUGCGGGAAAAGGCACCUUUGCCAGUAAGAAAAGACAAGCUUCUGAGGUUGUGAAAGAAAAGGAGACUGUGGUGGAAGGGUCAUCAGGAGUAGAGGAGCGGUCAUCAGAAGACAAAGAACUAGAGGCUAAGUUUGCUGUUGUUUUGCCGAGAAUGAAUAAAAUCAAUAAGUCAAAAACCAGCAGUGUAGAAGGAACAUCAGCAAUACCAGGGUCCACCGCAGGAACAUCCACAAACGGCCAAUCCAAAGCUCCAAAAGCAGGGGCCCGGCUUGUUCUCCCGGUUAAACCUGACCUCACUCUGCUCAAGUCCAUCAAGAAGCCAAUGGCAGUGGGUGAGCGUGCUGCUGCAGAAGAAGAAGAUGGCGACGGAUCAGCAGAAACACCACAAGUCUCUGAGAAUGAAGCGAGAAAACCAGUCCUCACAAGCCUGAACGACAGCGGCAUCUUCCAGUCCGCAAGAGCAAAGAUGGGUCCUUCAUUGCGGAACAUACCGGCAAGAAACGAAGCUGCACCAGAGCUAGCCGCGGCCGGAACAAAUGUGGCGGGAAGGAGAGUGGCUAACGUACGACGAUCUAUGUACGAAGAGGAGACGGACAGGGAAGUGGCCGAGCUCAUGGGAAGCAGAGGACUCUACACCAUCGUUCAGCCGGACAUGCACUGGGCGGAAAACCCCUCCAUGACCGGAGACCCGCAGAACUGGUUGCGAGCUGAGAACCUGCUGCCUCAUCAAACGGUGGAGAAACUGACCCGAUGGACCGUUUACGAUGAAGAACGACAGACCAAGACCACGGCGGCCAACAAGAGCAAGGGAUUGUGGGAGUCUGAGGACCCCACUCAGGACAUGCUGGAACACAGGCUGCACAGCACACAGGUUGCGUUGCCAGGUAGUAACAAACUUGUGGAGGUGGAUGAGCUGGAGGACCUGUCCCAGUUAGAAGAGGUGAACGAGAGCUCUGUGUUGUUAAACCUGAGGAAGAGGUUUCAACGGGACACGAUUUAUACCUACAUUGGAAACAUCCUGCUGUCCAUCAACCCUUUCAAGCCUCUGAAUAUUUACACGGAUGAAAUGCGGCUGAGAUACCAAGGCCUGGAGCAGCACAGGAACCCUCCUCACGUGUUCGCGGUCGCAGACGCCGCUUAUAAACAAUCCCAGGUCUCGCUUCAAGAACACUGCAUCAUCGUCAGUGGACAAAGCGGAUCUGGAAAGACUGAGGCCACUAAGCUCAUAGUGCACUACCUCAGCUGCAUGUACGAGGACGGGAACGCCACCUUAAGGCAGCAGCCCAUGGAGGUCUUUCACAUCCUGGAGAGCUUUGGAAAUGCCAAAACCAUCCUGAACGACAACUCCAGUCGCUUUGGAAAGUACUUACACAUUCACAUCCUCCGCGGCUCCGUCGUCGGGACCUCGCUCUCACAGUACCUCCUGGAGAAGUCGCGAGUGGUUUUCCAGGCCAGCGAAGAGAGAAACUUCCAUGUGUUUUAUGAAAUGUUAGCUGGAAUGAAGGAGUGGGACAAACAGGAGCUGUUUCUACAAGGAGCAGAGACUUACUACUACCUCAACCAGGGCGGAGCUUGUGAGCUGAAGGGAAAACAAGACAAGCAGGACUUCCUCUUCUUGGUGCAGUGUUUUGAAACCAUCGGUCUUCACCCUGAUCAGAUCAGUACCAUGUGGGCGCUGCUCUCCUCCAUUCUGCAGCUCGGAAACAUCUGCUUCAGCUCCUACGAGAGCGAGUCGUUCGAGGUGGCCCGGAUCUUCAGCCAGUGCGAGGCCCGGAGGGUGGGCUCCCUGCUGCAGGUCUCCUCUGAGGCCCUGCAGACCGUCAUCACACACAGAGUCACUGAAACCACUUACGACAGGAUCUACUGCCCCCUGUCUGUGGAAAGUGCCAUUGAAUCCAGAGACGCCAUUUCCAAAGCCUUGUACUCGGUACUUUUUCAUUGGCUCCUGGAGCAGAUCAACAAUUGGCUGAGUCCCGCUGAGAUGGACAGCACAGUGGGCGUGGUGGACAUUUAUGGUUUCGAGGACUUGGCAGUGAACAGUUUUGAGCAGCUCUGUAUCAACUUUGCCAAUGAACAACUCCAGCACUUUGUCAACGAGGCCGUCCUCACUCAGGAACAGGAGGAGUACCGUGCAGAGCAGAUUCAGUGGUACCCGAUGUCUCUCAAAAACUCCUCCUCGUGUGUGGAUCUCAUCUCCUCUCGUCCUCAUGGCAUUCUCCGCAUCCUGGACGACCAGACCUGCCUGCCCCAGGCUACGGACCACACCUUCCUCCAGAAAUGCCACUACCACCACGCCAACAACCCAUUCUAUGCCAAGCCCAAGAGCCCAAUGCCUGUGUUCACGGUCUAUCACUAUGCCGGGGCUGUGACCUAUCAGGUUCAAAACUUCCUGAACAAGAACCACGACCAGUUCCGAACAGAAGUCCUGGAGCUUUUUGCCAAAAGUCGUCUGAAUAUGGUGUCGGAGCUCUUCAGGAAGGUCCACGAAGGCUACAUCCAGCAGAGAGAGCUGGGCUGGAGGGGCAAAGGGCUCCGGCAGCAGCCCACCACCGCCGCCUCACACUUCCUGCAGUCGCUCAGUGAACUCACGCAACGCCUCCAAAGAUGCAAAACCACUUUUAUCCGCUGCCUCAAACCAAAUUAUGUGAAGCUUCCAGGGAUUUUUGACUUGAAUUACAUGUCGGCUCAGCUCAGACACGCCGGGAUCUUAGAGACCAUCCACAUCCGAAAAGAGGGCUUUCCAGUGCGGCUCCUGUACUCCCAGUUCAUGCACAGAUACGGGGUGCUGCUGAACCUGCGGGACAGCCACGGCUCAGACCGGGACCAGACUGUGGCUCUUCUGGAGUCCAACGAAGCAGAGACAAGACAGUACCAGCUCGGACUAACAAAGGUGUUCAUGAAGGAGCGACUGUGGCAGAUGUUGGAGGACAAGUGGAGCAGCACUCAGACUUGGGCUGCGAUCAUCAUUCAGAGAAACAUCAGGGGGUUUCUCUGCAGGAGGAACUUCCGCUUCUUCAAACAGAAAGCCAUUGUCAUCCAGAGCCACAUCCGAGGACACCAGGCCAGGAAGCACUACAAGAAGCUGAGGCAGACCAUUACUCAGUUCUGGGCCACGAUAAUGAUCACCAGGAACACCAUCAAGCAGCAGCACCAGAGGAAGCGACCUGAUCUCCAUGAGACGAGAGAGUCAAAGGUGGUGACCAAGGCAAAGUCUCUCCUCCCGAGUAUGGAUGUGGGGCUGUUGGAGAUCCCCGCGGAGCUCUCUGCCAGACUCCAGGCCGGAGCAGGGCGGCCCCAGGGGUCAGAGGUCAUCGCUGUGAACUCUCCACAAGUUCGCUCUGAACACAAGAUCAGCCUCCCGCCGGACAUUGACCGAUAUCCAUUCUCUCGAUACGCCAAGACCUUAUUAAAGGACACAUGGUGCCAGCCCCAGGGCCUCCCACUGCAGAAGCCCCUCACCCCCCAGGACCCAGACGAUGCCAGACGAGCCCUGGAUCUGAACAAACUGGUACAGAGGCCGGUCCAAAACCAUCAUUCACUCUGA
Knipowitschia caucasica is the source of this 4935-nucleotide messenger RNA. Lineage: Eukaryota; Metazoa; Chordata; Actinopteri; Gobiiformes; Gobiidae. The record is from the annotation of a GenBank genome assembly.